GAUCUCCUCCCAAACUCAUCGACCACUCCGAAAGCUACCAACCAACUCCCAGGUCCCCUACGAUGGCGGCUGAGCCGUCUAUUGGAAAGUACUGCUGCCAUCUACGCAGUUUCAAGCUGUUGUGGGGAAGGAAGAACAAUGAGUGACAUUCGAUAUGAAAUUAACCUUAAAAGACAUCUCGUCACACCUCAAUUGAAAUGUAUUUGCAGCACUUUCAAUGACCGACUCUGCGAGAUCGUUGCUAUAUCAGCUUCCGAGGACGUUACUACGUGGAAAGUUCUCCUCUCCGCUGUUGAAAAACUCUUGGAACGGUGUUGUGACAUGGUUCAACGCGUCUCCAACGGACUGCCACCACGUGGAGGGGUUCAUGGUGCUUUCUGCGUGGCCCGGGCUUGCUUUUGCCUUCUUGACGUCUGUCCCGCACUUGGUGCCACUGUUGUUACCGCAACUGCACGAUUGCUGGCAGAGGAAACAAAGAGUGGAUCGUAA
Messenger RNA from Hydatigera taeniaeformis, 489 nucleotides. NCBI's taxonomy places the organism in Eukaryota, Metazoa, Platyhelminthes, Cestoda, Cyclophyllidea, Taeniidae. The record is from the annotation of a GenBank genome assembly.